AACAAUGGACAAUACAGUAACUACUGCUGUCAUUUUGCACUGCAAUUAUCACGUUUUGAUUGAAAUUGGGAGCAGACAUGCUCUCUUCCCGAGUUAAUUAAAACGCCCCCCUGAUUGGACGACCAGAUAAUCCCCGGCGGGCCUCGUGCUCCUACUAACUUGCGAGCGGGGCAGAACACGAGUCACAAUCUGCCCAAGGCGAGGGAGGGCAAGGCGCGAGAGGAAGGCGACCGUUGCGAGCGCUCCGAUCUCAGCGAACACAAUUAGAGAAGUGUUGUUGAACGUGGGCUAUGCGCGCAACAAGGGGGGAGCGCAGUGUACAGAGGAGGUGAAUGCAUGUAGAGGCUCAGUUUCAGAUUCACAGCCUCCUUCUUGAAGAGUCACAGCACUGACAGAGGAAAGGAGUGAGGGAAGAGAGGAACUCCUAGAAAACAGCAACUCUCUGAGAGAAUUACGUGAGUACAGCCUACAGAUUUCAAAACAAAAGACAGGACAGGGAGAAAACGCAAGAGUAGACUUUUCCUGGUCAGAAUCCGCUCUGGAAGAGAAAAUGAAUGUCAGCGAAGAGAACCUGCUCAAGUCCAUCAGCAACGACGCGCUCCUCGACCUGACGCAGCGCUACGGCCAAUCAGCCUUCGGGUUUGGCGCUGGCCAUGGUGCUGGAAGUCCCGGCCGGUUCCCGCUCACACCGGCCACCGACUUCAUCUCCGGGCAGACCGCGAAGUCCAACGAGAGCGGCGGGGAGCACACGAGCGACGACGAGGACGGCUUCGACUCGCUGGAGUCCCGGAAGAGGGGCUCAUCGUUUGGGGACGACAAGCCCGGGGGGCCCCUGACCAAGAAGUCCAAGGAGCAGCGCUCCCUGCGCCUCAGCAUCAACGCCCGGGAGAGGAGGAGGAUGCAUGAUCUGAACGACGCGCUGGACGGCCUGCGCUCUGUUAUCCCCUACGCCCACAGCCCCUCGGUGAGAAAACUCUCCAAAAUAGCCACUCUCCUCCUGGCCAAGAACUACAUCCUUAUGCAGGCUCAGGCUCUAGAGGAGAUGAGGCGGCUGGUGGCGUAUCUGAACCAGGGACAGACUAUAACUUCACCAAUCCCUACCGCGCUGGCGCCCUUUGGACAGGCUGCCGUCUACCCGUUCUCGGGGUCUGCACUCGCCACCUGUGCCGAAAAGUGCACAACUUAUUCCGGAACACCAUCGAGUCUCUUCAAACACUGUAACGACAAGCCUUGAUUUAGUUUAAUUCUCUUUCCUGAACUUUUACCUUUACUGCACCCCCCUCUCUCUCUCUCUCGCUCUCUUUCUGUCUCUCUCUCUCUCCCACUAGUUAUUUUUCAAUCAUUUUGUGGAAAAUAAAUCAAGUUUAGUCUGAUGCAUAAUCUUAAAGUAUGGUUAAGUAAUUUUAUUGCAAUGUUUCAUCCACAUUUAACAAACGCUACAUAGAAAAUAAACUGUUUAGGCCUUCUUAUAAGAUGAAGUCAAAAACACCCUGUCACUUUGUCGCUCGUACUUUUACAGGCGCUGCGGGCCAUGUCCAAAUUUUGAGUUCGGGUACAUUUUUAGUUCAGUUAUCAGCUCUUAUUUGUAAUCUAUGCAACAUUCAGCGACGACAACAUGAAAAGUGGAAAUGCCAAGAAAUGCGACUUGAUCUCUGGAUUCAUAUGAAAGGACUUCCUUUGACUGACUGUAGGCUACUGAUGCUGCGUGGUGGGGAUUUGAUGUUGGCUGAGGUUAUAUUUACUGAAACGAUGUGUUGACCAGUUUGUUUUGUUAUUGCAUUAACUUGUUAAGUUAUUGCACAUCUUACAUGAUUGUAUUGUACAACUGUGGAAAAAUCACUUGCUCCAAGCCCGGCUAUACUAAUGGUUAUAUAACUACAGCCUAUACAUUGAAGAAGCGUUUUGGUUGUGUUGCAACAUGGAUUUCAUAUAUUGUUUAUAUGUCUUUAUAAUUAAAACACAU
Messenger RNA from Scatophagus argus, 1963 nucleotides. It is a transcript of the gene bhlhe23, whose product is annotated as basic helix-loop-helix family, member e23. Lineage: Eukaryota; Metazoa; Chordata; Actinopteri; Scatophagidae. The record is from RefSeq and is a predicted model, not a curated record. The coding region runs from base 551 to 1234 and encodes 227 amino acids. The transcript has a single exon. Gene Ontology annotation, molecular function: protein dimerization activity.